AUGAAGAUGAAAUAAUUCCUUGAGUGCGAAUAUGCACUCUCAAAUCGCAUUAAAUGUGCAACUUGCCAUGUGGUCAUUUUUAAGAAUGAAUUAAAAAUUGGACAUGUUUACUUAAAAAAAGAUGAAGGUAUUAGUUGAAAUUCAAUUGAAAUUAGGACAAUAAUUUGAUAAGAAGGUUUGGUAUCAUCUGCAUUGCAUUAAAAAAUGGCCCACUGGAGAAAAAGGCUAGGAAUUGCCUCUCUUUAGAUUGCAAACAUUAAAAUUGGAAGAUCAAUUGAAGAUAAAGGAUUUAUACAAGUCCUUACAAGACAAGCCAAAAAGUAAUCAUGUUCUACUAAUUUAAAGAUAAAAAGGAGAUCAAGGUCUUAUCAAAGUAAGAAUAAUAUGAGAAGUAUGUAACUGUAAAGAAUUUAAAUGAUCCAGGCUAAAUUGAUGAAGACGAUGAUUGUAUAAUGCUUUGA
Paramecium octaurelia is the source of this 461-nucleotide messenger RNA. Lineage: Eukaryota; Ciliophora; Oligohymenophorea; Peniculida; Parameciidae. The record is from the annotation of a GenBank genome assembly.